AUGCAACUACGUUGUUUCCUGAAAAAAAGUCAGGCUAACCCCGACCACUCCGAGAGUUUUUGCCAAGUAUAUCUCGAAUUCCUCUACUCUAUCACGUACAAUUAA
Molecule: messenger RNA, 105 nt
Organism: Theileria orientalis strain Shintoku
Lineage: Eukaryota; Apicomplexa; Aconoidasida; Piroplasmida; Theileriidae
Exons: 1
Coding region: 1-105 (34 amino acids)
Source: RefSeq, a predicted model, not a curated record